Messenger RNA from Fusarium fujikuroi IMI 58289, 657 nucleotides. RefSeq lists its product as uncharacterized. NCBI's taxonomy places the organism in Eukaryota, Fungi, Ascomycota, Sordariomycetes, Hypocreales, Nectriaceae. The record is from RefSeq and is a predicted model, not a curated record. The transcript has 3 exons. The coding region runs from base 1 to 657 and encodes 218 amino acids.
AUGGCAGUGGCAAAGUUCUAUCAUGUCAACAUCUCGAGAUUUGUAACGCGACGCGACGACCCAUUUGACGGUGACAAAGGAACACAAGAGAACGAAGAAGAGGGUGGGAGCGGGAUAGCGGGACCUAGUUUCGCACUAGACUACAGCAUGUCCAUCAGCCAGCGGAGUUUGGGUGCAGUCGGCGAUACGGAAGGGAACGAAGCAGGGGAUACGCCCCGGGGGUGGAUGAUAAGUCUCUGUCUCUGUCUCUUGUCUCUGUUGCCUCGAUUCUCUCUUGUUCCUUUCGAUCCAGCAGCUGUCUCGCCCACCUCAGCUACAACAACUAUAUCUCUACUAUCAACAACAGCAACAACAGCACAACUCUCUACAAACUUCACAAUGGCUGCUCUUCCUCCUCAAAAGUUCCUCCCUCUCACCCCGGCUCCCAAGUCUUCUUUCCUCUCUCUCGCCCCGGCCACUUCUCCCUCAUACCCUCAGAAGCCCGCUGUCCGCUCUCACACUCGUCCCUCUCCUCCUCGACGAGCCUCGACUGAGUCGUCGGCCAGCUCCAGCUCCAGCUCCAACAACAGCUACCGCAUCCUCAAGCUUGGACCUGUUCACUACGGCGAGCAUGCCGAUGAGCACAAGACCGACUUUCAUGAUGUUAUCCUUCACUAA